This is a messenger RNA of Aureobasidium uvarum, 627 nucleotides long. NCBI's taxonomy places the organism in Eukaryota, Fungi, Ascomycota, Dothideomycetes, Dothideales, Saccotheciaceae. The record is from the annotation of a GenBank genome assembly.
AUGUCCGCCGAAGCCGACCCCUUCCUCGCUCUCGACGUCUCCAGCGACGACUACGCGACAACAGCCGCACACGACCAACAAGCCGGCGUCGACGCGACCCUCGCAGCCGUCGAAGCAGAAGACGACAGCGAUGCCGAGAGAGAAAAAGCCGGAGCCGCACGCGCCGCCAGAACAAGAUAUACCGAAGACGACUUUCUGGCACAAAAAGCGAGUUAUACGGCUAGGAUAGACGAGGGCAGUGUAAGUGUUUUGUGUGUCUGUGGACAGAGUAUGGGAUGUUUGACUGAUGAUGUGUGGGUGGUAGNNAUCUGGAAACAGUUGCUGAAGUUCGAACCGCCGUUUCGACCUUCUGAGGCUUUUGUUUCUGCUGUUGGUGCUGGAUCUGUUGAUGCGGCUGCUUCUGGAUCGACGUCCGAUGGACACUCUGGAGCGGGAAAAACGAAACUGGACAAGAAGCAUCAUCAAAUUAUCCAAGCCGCUGUCUCUGAACUCUACUUCUUGGAGAAAUAUGCUGCGGUGCAAGAGGUCAUCACUUGGGCCAAGGACAACUUUGAGAAAGACAAGAAGUGGGAUGCGCAGGUCAAGAAGUGGGAGGCCAAGGUCGAGGCCAAGAUGCAAGCUGCUUGA